This is a messenger RNA of Toxorhynchites rutilus septentrionalis, 2290 nucleotides long. RefSeq lists its product as uncharacterized. Gene Ontology annotation, molecular function: water channel activity. The coding region runs from base 347 to 2017 and encodes 556 amino acids. The record is from RefSeq and is a predicted model, not a curated record. Gene Ontology annotation, cellular component: plasma membrane. The transcript has 8 exons. Gene Ontology annotation, biological process: transmembrane transport. NCBI's taxonomy places the organism in Eukaryota, Metazoa, Arthropoda, Insecta, Diptera, Culicidae.
AGGCAAUCGAUGUUAAUAACAGCUCAAUUUGGAUGGUGGCCAUUGCCAUCGGCUAGACAAAUCGCAGCCGAUACAUUACAAAGUGUCAAUUGAUAUCAAUUUGGAUUUUAAAACGAUACGAAGUUGGAUGAAGGCGACGUUGUGAAUAGUUAUUAUGCGGAAGAUGUCGUACGCAAAGCUCGAUAAAGGAAUCUUUGAUCGAGCAACGCAAAACAAACGUGUAUAAGCGAGAUGUGUGUAGAUUAGUACUCAUUCAAGUUUACAACUGAUUUCCUCAUUCGCACGUGAUUAUAUAUUCUGCAAGGAAACUUUUUUCGUGCCCAUGUAAAAGUGAAACCUUACGAGUAUGGCGUUUAACUCAAAUAUGUCUAUAAAUCGUCCCGGGCGCAUUUCAUCUGAGAUGUUGGAAAUGCAGUCGGUUGAGUCUUCUUGCACAAGCGAACGAAGAAUAUUGAUGGGCCCUGACGACGGAACGGGCCACAAUCCAAGGGACCUUGCGUCCAUUUUCAUGGCAGAGUUCUUUGGCACCGCAAUGUUGCUGUUCCUGGGCUGCAUGUGUUGCGUGACCGGUUUUGGCAACGAACCAUCCAACGUGUCCUCUGGGUUGGGCUUUGGUUUCACAGUCAUGAUGGUGAUUAUAACGUUUGGCUGCGUUUCUGGAGCACACAUCAAUCCGAGUGUGUCGAUUGCAGCUUUCAUUUAUAACUUAAUAAAUUUCCCGAUGCUCAUUCUAUAUCUGAUCGCCCAGUUUCUGGGCGCCAUCUGCGGCUACGGACUGCUAAUGGGUAUCACUCCAGCGAAGAUUUUCUCCGAUGCCUUGUACAGUGGGCACGGAUCGUGCGUCACAGCGCCCCACGGCGACCUUUCGACGCUGGAGGCAUUCGCGGUGGAGUUUUUGGUAACAGGUAUACUGAUCUGGACAUGCUGCGGUAUCUGGGAUCCAAGAAAUGGCAAAAACCUGGACUCCAAUCCAAUCAAGUUCGCAUUGAUCGUGGGUGGAAUUUCCAUCGCCGCUGGACCGUACACCGGGGCAAGUAUGAACCCGGCGAGAACGCUGGCGCCAGCGAUUUGGAACGGAAGCUUCUUCCAGGUGUGGAUAUACUUCUUGGCGCCACCAUUGGCUGGAAUUGUCAUGCCACUUAUCUACAAAUACGGCUUCCGAAGGGAGCUUCACGAAGAGGAGCAACCAAUUAAGAUUGUUACCGCACAAGAACAUGUCAAGACUGAUCUUUUCGAACAACAUAGAUUGAGUGCGAGCGCUAAGAUGAAACAGUCAACGCUAGACACCAUAUCGGUGCUGCUUGCAGAACUGAUCGGCACCGCCCUGCUGGUCAUGCUGGGUUGCAUGGGAUGCGUGGGAGGUCUUGGCCACAAGCCAUCGCAUUUCGAGAUGUGCAUCAACUUCGGUUUGGUCGUCAUGAUCAUCGUGCAGGUCUUCGGUUGUGUCUCAGGAUCGCAUCUCAACCCGGCGGUCACCGCCACUGCUUGGGUGUACGAAAUGGUUUCCACCAAGAUGGCCCUCGGAUACGCUGCCGUGCAGUGUAUCGGUGCCUUCAUGGGAUUCGGAUUGCUAAAGAUAGUCACACCCGCAGCGGUAUUCUCCGACGCCUUGGAAGCAGGAGCCGGUUUCUGUGUCACUUCCCCUAACCCAAAAAUCUCCACGCUCCAAGCCGUUGGCAUUGAAUUUGUUGCCACCUCAGUGCUGGCACUGGUUUGCUGUGGCGUUUGGGACCCACGUAAUGCCAAGUAUCACGAUUCGGUGGCUCUCAAGUUCGGCUUCACCAUCGGUUGUCUUGCUGUCACAGCUGGUCCCUACACCGGAGCCAGCAUGAACCCGGCACGUUCGUUGGGCCCGGUCCUAUGGAACGGUGACUGGACGGCACACUGGGUCUACUGGGUGGGUCCCCUGCUAGGUGCCUUCGUCAGUGCUUUCGCUUACAAAAUCGUUUUCCGACGUGAAGUUUUCCAACCGCCGGCUUCGCCAAGUGAACUAACCGCACUCAACACGGAGAAGUAAAAUGCUCAAAGGCCUCGACAUAUGCCAUUAGGUUUUGUUCGGUUAGCAAACACAGGCAUGAAAAAGUACCCGCAUUUGUUUUACAUUGUUAUCACUCAAAAGAUCAAAUAGAAAGUUCGUUAGCUAGUUACUUACAUAAAUAUAUCAUAAGUUGGCUCAAUAGCUUUAAUUAUGCUCAUAUCCUGAAUGAAAUUUGUACCAAAUAUUCGACGGUUCGCCGAUAAACAAAUCUGUUUUAGUGGUUUUGAAAUAGAGAUCUACAUUUUAAAGCGA